Messenger RNA from Lachancea nothofagi CBS 11611, 1638 nucleotides. Lineage: Eukaryota; Fungi; Ascomycota; Saccharomycetes; Saccharomycetales; Saccharomycetaceae. The record is from the annotation of a GenBank genome assembly.
AUGUUCGAUGCAAUUCGAAUCGCCAACGGAGGCGCUAAAGAGGUCUCGAGGCAGACGAGUUGGCCGGUAAUUCAGGCGGCUAAGGACGCAAUAGAAGAAAACGCGCCUCAUGAAUCGCGUGAGGCGUUCAGACUCAUACUGCUUGCAACUUCGCUCAACAGCUGUAGUGUUGGCGACUUGGAAAAGGCAGAAGUUUCCACGUUCGAGAUCGUGCCAAGUAAAAGUCGGGGAAGUUUGAUCCGCGUCAAAGUGGGUGAAACGAACACAACAACACGCUACCUUUACUUUCCUCCCGGAGAAGACGAGCUAGACCUUUUGGUAGCACUCCACGAGUUCUUUUCCGCUGCUGAUCCGACUAAUUUUAGUCAGGGGAGUCAGCAGCAGUGUCAAUUAUUCGCAAAAUCCACAGGCGACUCGUAUUGCAAAUUUAUUCAAGCACAAGACCUCAGUGAAAAGUUGCGAAUUCAAGGCUCUCAUGAGACAAGAAGCAAUGCAAAUUUGCUAUCAAAAAUACCUUUCUCAUCUCCCAAAAUCUCCGAGAAGGUUUUGGCGGCCGCGACAGGUUUUGAUGAUCGCAACGUCCAGUCCAGCGAUCUCAAGAGAAACUCUGAGGCUGACAGUAUUCUUGUGAGACAGGAAAGUAGACAUGGUCACGAUAGGUAUGGAAAAUGGGCAGAAGUGGUGAAUCGAGAGGUACUGAAUUACUUGAAUUCCUAUCAUUCUUUCAAAAACAAGGCUACGCGAGUGGCCUCCGCUGCGGGCUCAAAUGAUAGUAAUGUUCCCACAAAUGCAGAAACCGAUUCUCUCAAAAAUGCUACAAGCUCGGUGGGCAACUUCUAUCAGGGGAUUUCAAGGUCCGCCAACAUGGUUGAUCAGCCGCCCCAGACUGAUGUAGUGUAUCACGACGACAUGAACGAGAUCAUAGUUGGAAUCAAGCGCCUAGUGGUCAGCCACGAUAGCUUGAAUACACAGGUGCAGCAAAUGGACACCAAAGUUGCCCGAACACAGAUAGAUCUUGACGGAUUGGUGACUCGCAGCACUAACAACAACAAACAUCUCCAAAGUCUGCUGCUCUCGACGCAGGACGUUCGAAAACUCCAAGAACUUCUGGAACAACUCAGUGAGCAGCAACAACAUCAGCAGCAACAAAGUCAAAGCAUAGAGUCGAAGGUAUCAUCCGAUCAAACCUCUUCAGACGAGGUACAACGCCUGAGACAAGAGCUGGAUCUCUAUAAACAGCAGCAUGGGAAUCUCGUUAAUAUCACGGCUGAAUUAUCUCAGAAGCAACAGGAGCUGACUGUUGUGAACUCAAAACAUGAGCAAAUGAUCUCAAAACUCCAUGAUUCGCGGAAGGAAUUUGAAAAAUUGCGAAGUGAGCACAAAGAGCUUGAUGCUCAGAUCGAUCAUGCACUUUUCUCAAAGUGCAAAGCUGUUGAGACAAACCUCGCUAUUUCCGCUGCUAAUUUUAUGCCGCCCAACAACUCAUCAGACAUGCCAAUGACGAAAAUGAACCGCAUUACCAACAUGCUACGCAAGAAUAACCCCAAUGGCAGAAGAGUUAUGUCACUGAAUGUAGCCGGUAGUUCAACCAACUAUACACCGUCCAACAACUCCGAUGAUAAUAACGAAGAACCGUAA